Messenger RNA from Nilaparvata lugens (brown planthopper), 5403 nucleotides. It is a transcript of the gene Klc, whose product is annotated as kinesin light chain. Gene Ontology annotation, cellular component: kinesin complex; cytoplasm; membrane-bounded organelle. The transcript has 14 exons. Gene Ontology annotation, biological process: microtubule-based movement. The coding region runs from base 270 to 2144 and encodes 624 amino acids. NCBI's taxonomy places the organism in Eukaryota, Metazoa, Arthropoda, Insecta, Hemiptera, Delphacidae. Gene Ontology annotation, molecular function: kinesin binding. The record is from RefSeq and is a predicted model, not a curated record.
AGUUCCGUUUGAGGUGUGGUGCGGGAAGGUUCGCGUGUGUCAGUGCAAUGACUACUGUCAACUUCUAGGACUCACAGUGAACGUCAGUCAUGGUUUUCAUCUGAUUCAGUUCUCAUCUCAACCUGCCAUCAGUUUUCCCAACUAUCUUCAUUGGUGUUCAUAAAAAGAAAACUGUGGUGUUUGUGGUGGUGGUGGUGACAUUGUUGUUACUUGGUGAUGGUACUGAAAGUUUGUGUCAACAAUUCUAAAGUUUCCAUGUCCAACGCAGCAUGUCAAAAACUAUAAAUGCAUACCGUGUGAAGAAGAUAGAAUCGCUAGGCAGGAUGACGCAAAUGACGCAGGAGGAGAUAAUGUCGUCGACGAAGACGGUGGUGCAGGGCCUGGAGGCACUCAAGUCGGAGCACGCCAGCAUGCUGGGUGGACUGACGGCUGCCAGUGUGGAGCUGACCGUCAGUGCGGUGGAGAGAGCGCAGCUGGCCGUCGAGAACAGUGUGCUGCUCGAGAAGCAGGGACUGGUGCAGAAGUCGCUCGACAUGAUUGAGCUGGGGCUCGGAGAGGCACAGGUUAUGAUGGCGCUAGCAUCCCAUUUACAAAUUGUCGAGGCUGAAAAACAAAAGCUAAGAACACAGGUGAGAAGACUGUGCCAAGAGAAUGCGUGGCUGAGAGACGAACUGGCCAACACUCAACAGAAGCUGCAGUCGGCCGAGCAGGGAGUGGCUCAGUUGGAGGAGGAGAAAAAGCAUGUCGAGUUCCUAGCUUCCGUCAAAAAAUAUGACCAAGAUGGAGAUGAAUCAUCUUCAGAAUCCAAACAAGACAAACAAAAAGAUGACCCAGUAGUAGACCUUUUCCCAGAUGACGAUGCUGAUGAUAGAAAUAGAGAUGAAGAACUUGGACAGAGAAAUAAUAAUGAUGGUAAUAUGUCAGUGAGUAACGAUGCAAUGUCGCCAACCCCGCCGUCGCAGUUUGCGCAACAGGUGAACGCGGGCUACGAGAUUCCUGCACGCCUGCGCACCCUGCACAACCUGGUGAUCCAGUACGCGUCGCAGGGUCGCUACGAGGUGGCCGUGCCCCUCUGCAAGCAGGCGCUCGAGGACCUCGAGAAGACCAGCGGCCACGACCAUCCCGACGUCGCCACUAUGCUCAACAUACUCGCGCUUGUCUACAGGGAUCAAAACAAAUACAAAGAGGCUGCAAAUCUUCUCAACGAUGCGUUGGCGAUUAGGGAAAAAACUCUCGGCGAAAAUCAUCCAGCGGUGGCUGCCACCCUGAACAACCUAGCAGUUCUGUAUGGUAAACGUGGCAAAUACAAGGAGGCUGAGCCACUGUGCAAGCGAGCCUUGGAGAUCAGGGAGAAAGUGCUAGGCAAGGACCACCCUGACGUUGCCAAGCAGCUCAAUAACCUCGCUCUCCUUUGUCAGAAUCAGGGCAAAUACGAGGAGGUGGAACGGUACUACCAGCGCGCUCUGGAGAUCUACGAGUGCAAACUGGGCCCCGAUGACCCGAAUGUGGCCAAGACCAAGAACAACCUGGCCUCCUGCUACCUCAAGCAGGGCAAGUACAAGGAGGCCGAGAUCCUCUACAAGCAAGUGCUCACCAGGGCGCAUGAGCGGGAGUUCGGCACCAUUGACGGGGACAACAAGCCGAUCUGGCAGGUGGCGGAGGAGCGGGAGGAGAACAAGCACCGCGACCGCGAGAAUGCGCCCUACGGCGAGUAUGGCGGCUGGCACAAGGCGGCCAAGGUCGACUCGCCCACCGUCACCACCACGCUCAAGAACCUCGGCGCACUCUACCGGCGGCAGGGCAAGUACGAGGCCGCCGAGACACUCGAGGACUGCGCGUUGCGUACUAGGAAGGAUGCACUGGACAUAGUGAAACACGCAAAAGUGGCGCAGAUCCUUGGCCGCAGUGGUAGCGGUGGUGGCGGAGAGGGGGGCGGUGGAGACCGUCGCUCGGUGCGGAGCUCCCGGCUGGGGUCACGCGAGUCACUCGAGUCCAUGCAGUACGAAGCCACAGAUGAUAACUUGAUGGCGUCGACUUUAAACUUAACACCCGCGGGCGCGGGUGCGGGUAAUUCGAAUUCUAGUGACCCCAAGCAAGCCGGCCUAAAAAACAAACUAUUCAACGUCCUUGGCAUCAAUUCAUGAGUUUUCUCCUAGUUUUAGAUAGCUAUUACAAUUUAUUGUUUACCUAUUUUUUGUUAUCGAAUUGCUUUCUUUUUCAAAGCGAUGAAUGUGAUACGGCAAUUGUGUAACACUUUUAAGCAUGGUGGAAAUUUGAAAAUAUACACGUUGAUUUCAAGUAAAAAUUUCAAUCUAACAAAAUCGUAUUUUGAGGUAGUGUUUGAUGUACCCUAUGUAAAUGUGUAGUCUAUUUUGAUGUACAAAUUGAAUCUGUUGAAUUUCUUAUGUUUGGAAUCCCAUUCUUAUUUCCAACUUGAUAAGGUAAACAAAACCUUACACAAUUAAAAUAAGGUAUAAAGUCAUACCUUGUCCAAAACUCAUCAUAAAAUUGAGUGAAUCUCAGUCAAUUUUUCAAUUUUUGAGUAUCGUUACUCAUGGAAUAGGAGUUUAUAUACCAUAUUCUACUUCGAAACUUUGAUAAAUACCUCUAUAAAGAAUAUAACUUGAGUAUUAUUGAGUUUAUAAUUGAUCUCUACAAGCUAGAAUCCUAGCUUGAUGGAACUGCUUGUAAGCUCUAGUGAAAAAGUAUACCUCUACAUUUAAAAAUCAAUCACUUGUUUUUUUCAUUGAAUACUUUAUAAUCCAUCACUGCUUGAUCCAAUCACAUAAAUUCUCAUGUUUUUAAAUUAUGUAUUUCUUUAUUUUUCUCAUUUUGAAUCAUCAUUGUUUUGUUUCUAUUUUUUGUGGAAUUCAUCAUGUGAUUGUUCCUAUAUUUUUUACUAUAUAAUUAUCUACAGUUUAUUUGCUCCCUGUCCAGCAUUUCUCAUAAAUUUAGUUGAGAGUGUAUAUUUUCAAAUUCCUUCUUUUAUUAAUUUUAUUAUUUACACUGGUCUAAUUUUAUAUCUUGUUUCUAGACUAUUCUUUUUCUGUAAUAGGGUUGGUGUUGGCAGUCAUUUUUUUGUUAAUUCACACAGUAAUCAAAUUUUCUACCUAAUUUUUAAUUUUGGGUUGUGUCAAUGUUCCACCUACUUCUUCUCUUCGCUCUCUCGCUUCAUAGAUGCUUUUAGUGUUGACAGGAAAUUUAGAAUUUCUUGUCUUAUUGUAUGAAUUCUACAAUUAUUUUUCAAUCAGCACUUAUCCUAUCACCUUUGUUGGAAUAAAUAGUAUUUCAACAUAUAAAAGCACAACAUAGACUAAACAUAUGAUUAUUAAUUGAAAAUUUUCAAUACAUUAAUUAAGUUUUCCAUUAUUAUAUAGCAUUCCUUACAUAUUAGUUCCUCCCCUACUUGAAUGGUUUUGUAAACACCUAUUAGUAGUUAAUUUUUACACUCUAAAGAGCUACUUACUAUUGGUUUAAAAUAAUCGGGAAUACUAAAUAAACCCCUGUAACAAAGUAAGUGAUUCUAUUUAAUAAACGUAAUAUCAAAAAAUUAAUCAAAAAACUACUAAAUAAAUAAUUACCCAAAAAAUAAACUCAUGGCCAUCCAUUUUUUAAGAAAUCCAUUUCUAAGAAAUUAUAGCAAGAGUUUUUUAAGAAAUUAUAACAAGUUUGAAAUGACUUUCUUGAAACUCAUAAAACAUGAAACUUAAAUUCAUAAAAAACAAUCUUAUCCAAAAUGUUAACUAUUAAUCAUUCCAUUGCCGUAAAAUUGAUAAAAAAUUAUCUUACUUGGACCCUAAAAACUUAAACUUCAAAACUCAUCUUGAUUAAACUUAUUCAACUUUUAAAGUCACAUUAAUGGAUCGAUCAUGACUAUUUCAAAUCAAAAUGCCUCUUUUAAGUUCGACUUUGUCUAAAUAAAAAAAUAUUCUAAUUCAUUCAAAUCUUCCAUAAAAAUUCUUUUUCCUGAAUGAAUGUAAUUCUUUAACGAUCCCUUUCGUACUCUCAACCAUGCAGUUAAGAAAAAAAUGUGUUCUUUAAACAAUAAAACUUCUAAUUAAUUAAUUGAGCAUUUAUGAUGUCUUAUUUAUUUUUUAUCCAUGUACCCAUUUUUUCAAUAUAACAUAAGACUGCCAGCUCCACCUCUAAACGUUUUACUACUUAUAAUUUUAGUUUUGUUUAAAACUACUUAUUUCCAAAAUUUUCACUUGGUUUGAAUAAAAAUCAACUUAACGAAAUUAUAAAAUCAUUGAUACUGUACGAAUUUAUUAGAGUUAUUUCAGUUUUUCUUCAGAAGUAUAUUCUAUUCAUUAAAUAGAAAUAUAUUUUUAAUAAUCGUUAUAAUGUUGAAUGAUUGUGUGCUCAUACUAUUAAUUAGAUUUAAUUGUAUAAAUAAACCGUUGAAGUUUUAUACCGUUAUCUAGUUGAAUAAUAAAUAUUAUUUGUUGAUAUUAAUAGGAAUUAUGAGCCCAGUUAUGAUUAUUGAUGAACGCAUUUGGUAAUCCAUUUAUACUAUUCAAAUUUGAUAUUGAGAGUAGAGUAAAACAAGUCAGGUUGAGUACUUUGCUUUUGGUACUUUAUUUUCAGUAUCUUAAAUAUGUUUUACAAAGUUUUUGUUUAAUUUCCCUUUUUUAUUGUACACAUCUAUGUUUUAGUUUGAUCUUGGAAAAUUGAAUUCAAAUCAUCAUUGAGUCCAGUACGGCAUCUCUUUUAUUGACAAAAAAAUGUUUGGUUCUUCAAAUCAUGAUGUAGGAAUUUUAUCCAUGACAAAUAAACAAAGGAAUUAAUGAGAACAAUCUGUAUCUGAAUAGUAGGUUUGAUAAAAUAAGGAUCAAAUAAUCCACUCCUUCCAAUCGCAUCAGGAACUGGUGAAUUCUAGGCUACUUGAAUAAAGUCAUGAAUAAGAUUUAACGCAAUAAUUGUCUUGGAAUAUUUUAAAAUAUGAAUUAUUUACAUUAAUAAGGUUUAAGAGUAUUUUGAGUAUACAACUAAACUGGAAUUUGCUUGCAUGUUGCUGAAAGAAGAUCUGAAUAAUCAGUUAAUUUUAUUGUUUCACAAAACAAUCACUUCUUAGCCGUUUAAUAAUAAAAUAAAUAUAAUUUUUAGGUUAUCUUGAUUACUCUUCAUAUUUGGCAUAUUCUGAGGUUCCAUAAAUAAAUUUCGAAACCUUAUUACGUAUAAUUAAGAGAAUUGCAUUUUUCAACUCUGAUAUUAAUAUCUGUAAUCAUUUUGUAGCCGAUGUCAUAAUAGAAGUUAAUGAAUCAAACCUCGCGUUUUGCAAUCUAUUCAUUACUACUUAUUAAAUUAUUAUUAUUAAAUUUUCUUUUUCCUUUUUUUAUUAAAAACUAGUUUUUAAUGCAUUGCGAUCAAAAAUGUUGAAAAUAAAAAUGAAUAAUGAUGAUA